CAGCACAAUGGAGUUGCAGAGAGGAAGAACAGAACCGUAAUGGACAUGGUGAGGAGCAUCUUGAAGGCCAAGGGAUUGCCAAAUUCUUUUUGGGGUGAAGCUGUUUCCUAUUCUGUUUAUUUGUUAAACAGGUCUCCAACAAGGAGUCUUCAAAAUGUUACUCUCGUAGAAGCAUGGAGUGGUUUCAAGCCAAGUGUGAAGCAUCUUAAGGUGUUUGGCUCUAUUGCAUUUGCUCAUGUGCCGGCACAAACAAGGACAAAGCUAGAUGAUCGUGGAGAGAAGACCAUCUUUGUUGGCUAUACUCGUGGAGGAUUCAAGCUGUUCAAUCCUGUGACUAAUAAGGUGAUUGUAAAUAGGGAUGUGACUUUCGCGGAAGAUGAAGCUUGGAGGUGGGAUCUGGAUACAAACAAUGACUCCCAAAGGCGAUCUGUCACUAUUCUUGAAGAAGAUUCUCAAGUUACAGCAACCAAUACUAAUGAAGAAGCUGCUGCACCAAGUUAUACUACACCAGAAAAUCCCAUGACACAGACUCUUCCUGAAGCUGGAAGACCGAGGAGACAAAGACAACCACCAGUUACUUUACAGGAUUAUGAGGUAACAUCCGAUGAUGCUAGUGAUGAUGAUGGAAAUCUAGUGCACUUUGCCAUGUUUGCAGAUUUAGAACCCGUAUUUUUUGAAGAAGCCAUUCAAGAUCCUAAAUGGGUGAAUGCCACGCUUGAGGAGAUGAAGGCAAUUGAGAAGAACAACACAUGGGAGCUUACUGACUUACCACAGGAUCAAAAAGCAAUUGAUGUCAAAUGGGUUUUCAAGACAAAGAUGAAGUCCAAUGGAGAGAUUGAAAGACAUAAAGCAAGAUUGGUGGCAAGAGGAUUUGAACAGCGUCCUGGCCAUGAUUAUCAGGAGGUGUUCUCUCCAGUAGCUCGAAUGGAGACCAUUAGAUUCAUUAUAGCUUGGGCUGCACAAAAUCAAUGGAAGAUUAAUCAAAUGGAUGUGAAGUCAGCAUUCUUAAAUGGUCCUCUUGAAGAAGAAGUCUUUGUCAGGCAACCACCAGGAUUCGUGAAAGAAGGAAGUGAAGAUAAAGUGUACAGAUUGAAGAAAGCACUUUACGGUUUGAAGCAAGCACCACGAGCAUGGAACAAGCGCAUUGAUUCAUUCUUUGUCAAGGCUGGAUUCAAGAAAUGUCCUUCUGAACAUGCUUUAUAUGUGAAGUUUAAUGAAUCUGGUGACAUUUUGAUACUUUGUCUUUAUGUUGAUGAUCUGAUAUUUACAAGCAACAGUACCAGAAUGAUUGAAGACUUCAAGAGGUCUAUGAUGCACGAAUUCGAGAUGAUGGAUCUUGGUUUAAUGUCUUACUUUCUGGGUAUAGAAGUGAUGCAAAGAGAAGAUGGGAUCUUUAUCUGUCAAAAGAGGUAUGCUUCUGAACUGUUAAGGAGGUUUCAUAUGCAUAAUUGCAAUCCAGCAAGAACUCUUGUGGAGGUUGGAACUAAGUUGUUCAAGGAGGGUGAUGACGUACGUGUUAAUCCCACUUUCUUCAAGCAACUUGUUGGGAGUUUGAGGUAUCUCACAUGCACACGACCUGACAUCUCCUAUGGUGUUGGAUUGAUUAGCAAGUUUAUGGAGUCCCCUCGUCAAUCUCAUUUGCAAGUUGCCAAGAGAAUUAUGAGGUACCUAAAGGGCACUUUUGAUCAUGGUCUAUUUUACUCUUCAUCUAGCAAUUGUGCUCUUGUAGGUUAUUCUGACAGUGAUUGGGGUGGAGACUUAGAUGAUCGUAAAAGCACUACUGGUUAUUGCUUUAAUUUUGGCAGUACAGCUUGUUCAUGGUCAUCAAAAAAGCAGUCGAUUGUUGCACUUUCAACCUGUGAAGCACAGUAUGUGGCGGUAGCCUCAAGUGCAUGUCAAGCAAUAUGGUUGCAAAGCUUGAAGAAUCAAGUUCGUGUCCAAAUUGAAGAACCUAUGAAGAUCUUUGUUGAUAAUAUUUCAGCUAUUAACUUGGCAAAGAACCCAGUCCAGCACGGAAGGAGCAAGCAUAUCGACAUAAGAUUUCAUUAUUUGCGAGACUUGAUUGACAAAAGGGUGAUUGAGUUAAAGUACUGCAAGUCCGAAAAUCAAGUUGCUGAUAUCCUCACUAAACCUUUGAAGUAUGAAGCUUUUGUCAAGUUGAAGAGUAUGAUGGGAAUAUCUGCUCUACCGAAUCAAGAUUAAGGUGGGGAUGUUGGAGUUAAUCCCGAUUUUCAAGCUAAUUGUUUUUGAAUGAGUCCUAGUUAGUGGAGUUUAUGUAUCCUACUAUUGUGGUUGCUGAUAACCACGUUUCCUUAUCUUUAAGUUUCAGUUUGUAGUGGCUAGAAAAUAGGAGUUUAUGCUUUAUUAGCCUAUUAUAAAUAGGCAGUUGUUAUUUAGUUUAAGGUGUAAUCAUCUUUAUCUAUUUCCAGCAAUAGAAGUGUCUUCUUCUU
Messenger RNA from Rubroshorea leprosula, 2450 nucleotides. NCBI's taxonomy places the organism in Eukaryota, Viridiplantae, Streptophyta, Magnoliopsida, Malvales, Dipterocarpaceae. The record is from the annotation of a GenBank genome assembly.